AGCACCCUGUGCCUUCUUCUGACCGCUCCGGCGCUUCCCAUAUUCAUCUCUUCGAAACUGAGAGGCUAAGAGAGCAGAGUACGGCGCGUUGGUGCCUCCUUCCUUUCACCGCUUCUCGUCUUGGUCUUUGAAACUGAGUUCGCGUGGCUGUUCGUCCUUCAUUGCUGCUGGGCUUAUGUGAAAUAUCGUUGGCUAGAAGGUAAAAGAAGAGGCCCUGAGUGCAAAGCUGCUGGGAGAAUCAACGGGAUUACGGGAGCCACCGGUUAGUAGCUUAGCCGGCGGAAGGUCGUUGUCAGAGUUACCUUGGAAUGACUUCUAAUUGAACCAAUCUUAGCCUCACGGAUGUUGCUGAGGCCUCUCUCAUUUGCUUCGCCAUCCAGGUACUAUCUUUGUGUCUCAGUCCAAUCUGCUUGCUUUUGCUCCGCAAAUCCCAAUUUGCGUGACGACGUUGAAACAGUAUUCCGCAUCAUCUCUUCCUCUUCAUCUCCCGAAGUCCUCAAGCAAUCUUUGAAAUCAACUGGAGUUUUCCUCUCCAACGACUUAGUUGAUGCAGUUUUGAAAAGGGUUAGAUUUAGUCAUUCCAGCCCCUUGCAAGCUUUGGAAUUUUUCUUUUACACUGGCAAAAGACGAGGACGAGGGUUUUUUCACUCUUCCUUCUCCCUGGAUACUAUGCUUUAUAUUUUAGGACGAAGUCGUAUGUUUGGCCAUAUUUGGGACCUCUUGCUUGAAAUACGACGGAAAGAUCAAUCCAUAAUAACCCCUCGCACCCUUAUGGUUGUCUUAGCUAGAGUAGCUAAAGUGUGUUCCGUGAGGGAGACAGUGGAGUCUUUUAGGAGGUUUAAAAAGCUUGUUCCAGAAUUCAAUACGACCUGUUUCAAUGCUUUGUUGAGAACCUUGUGCCAAGAGAAGAGUAUGACGGAUGCGAGAAAUGUUUAUCAUAGUUUAAAGCAUAGUUUUCGGCCAAACUUGCAAACUUUUAAUAUUCUCUUGUCAGGGUGGAAAUCCACUGAGGAAGCUGAGGGAUUCUUCAAGGAAAUGAGAGCAAUGGGGGUGAAACCUGAUGUUGUAUCGUAUAAUUGUUUGAUUGAUGUCUACUGCAAAGGGAAGGAAAUGGAGAAGGCCUAUAAGGUAGUUGAUGAAAUGCGAAAUGAGGAUAUGGUACCUGAUGUAAUCACUUAUACCUCUAUCAUUGGUGGAUUGGGCUUAGCCAGAGAUGUUUUGAAAGACAUGAAGGAGUAUGGGUGUUAUCCUGAUGUUGCAGCAUACAAUGCCAUAAGGAAUUUCUGCAUUGCGAAGAGGCUUCGUGAUGCUUAUAGCUUGAUGGAUGAGAUGGUCAAUGAAGGUCUAAGUCCAAAUGCAACUACUUAUAAUUUAUUCUUUAGGAUUUUUUACUGGUCAAAUGAUUUGCAGAGUUCCUGGAAUUUGUACAGAAAGAUGAUUGGUACUGGAUGCUUGCCAAACACACAAUCUUGCAUGUUCCUAAUAAGAUUAUUUAAGAGGCAGGAAAAGGUUGAGAUGGCGCUGCAGCUAUGGAGCGACAUGGUGGAGAAGGGUUUUGGGUCCUAUAUUCUGGUCUCUGAUGUACUAUUUGACUUGCUCUGUGACAUGGGAAAGUUAGUGGAAGCGGAGAAAUGUUUCUUGGAGAUGAUUGAGAGAGGUCAGAAGCCAAGCAAUGUUUCUUUCAAGAGAAUCAAGGUUCUAAUGGAGCUAGCAAAUAGGCAUGAGGCUCUUCAGAACCUGUCACAGAAAAUGGCCAUGUUUGUACGGCCAGUCCAAGUUCAUGAAGUGCAUCGAGCCAGCUGAGACAUAAAAUUUAGGUGUGGUUCUCAAAGGGCUGCUCCUCUGACAACGUGAUUGUUCUGCCUGAUAACAUGGUACAAAGACACGGUAUCAAGCAUGUUAUCAUUGCAUUCUAGACUUUUGGUUGCAAAAGGAAAGAUGUUAAGACCUUUGACUUAGAGGUGCCAAAGUGGCAGGAAACAAAAUUCUGAGGUCAAAUAUGCCAGUUGCAAUAUGCUUUCAAACUCAGACUAUUCAAGAAACAUCUUUUCGAUCAUUCGAAAGUCAUUUGUGUGGUAGGUCAGUUUCAUGAGCAGCACAGCAGCUACCUUAACUCUGAAACUUUGUUUUGGAAAAAUUAAUUAAUUAGUCCUUAUCUUCUUUCAAUGCUAAAUCAUUGCUGGUUCCCUUCCAAUUUAUUGAGAGGUAAAUUAGAUAUAUAUGUAAAAGAAAGAGUGAGACAAGCUUGUGUUCUCUAGAAGAUUUUUAUUUGAAACCUAAAUCUAUCCAACUUUGGUC
This is a messenger RNA of Prosopis cineraria, 2298 nucleotides long. Its product is annotated as putative pentatricopeptide repeat-containing protein At1g02420. Gene Ontology annotation, molecular function: protein binding. NCBI's taxonomy places the organism in Eukaryota, Viridiplantae, Streptophyta, Magnoliopsida, Fabales, Fabaceae. The record is from RefSeq and is a predicted model, not a curated record.